Glycine soja is the source of this 2841-nucleotide messenger RNA. Its product is annotated as phospholipase A1 PLIP2, chloroplastic-like. The transcript is spliced from 5 exons. The record is from RefSeq and is a predicted model, not a curated record. Gene Ontology annotation, molecular function: glycerophospholipid phospholipase A1 activity. Gene Ontology annotation, biological process: lipid metabolic process. Bases 437 to 2704 code for a protein of 755 amino acids. Lineage: Eukaryota; Viridiplantae; Streptophyta; Magnoliopsida; Fabales; Fabaceae.
UUUUCCUACGAAAGUGCAAUUGCAACACACUCUCUCUCGCAAUUCCCAAACCAAACACGGAAAAUCCCCCCUCUUCUUCCCAACGACGCCGUCGCCUCGAGAGAACACUAUUUUGUCUAUUUAACACUAACAAACGCCGUCGUUUUGUCCUUAAAACCCGAUCCGGUAGACACGUACUCCCAUAGCUAAUUGUGAGAAUUUCGGUCACCUGUUUUAUUUUUUUUAUUUUGCCUUUUUCGGUUGCCCUCUCUUUAAAUGCUCCCUCCUAUUUUUUUUGUUCUCUCUCUCUCUCUCGUUUUUUGAAGACGAACAUUAAACAACCGUGAAGAAGCAGUUAAAGCAAACUGCGAAACGCUGAACAUUUGAAGCAAAUUAAAAUAAAGAAAAGAGAAGAAAUCAUCGUUGUUGUGGACAUUGUGUUUGUUUUCUAAGAAGAAUGGAAACUGUGUGUUUAAAAUCUGGGAUGGUUCCCACGAUCUCUAUUAGUGGGUCGCUGGAUGCACGUGCCAAUCCUUCUCAGGUGAGCACGGUGGGGCGCGCCGCCGCGGAUAAACCGCCGCAGAGGUCGGUGUUUUCGAGGUUUUCCUUUUGGUACCCUUUGGAAUCUCUCUGGCCUCGGGGGAACAACAGCAGGUACAAAGGGCUGGCCCUCGACGACGCCGUUUUGGCGGACAACAACGCCGAAGCGAAGGCCGUUAGAGAUGGCGGCCAGGGUGACGGAACGGAAAGGCAGACCGGAAACUGGGUUAUGAAGAUUCUGCAUGUGAAGUCCGUGUGGGAAGGGAAACAGCGCAAUGAAGAGGAUGGUACGGUUCAUGAUCAAACUCAAACCAAUUUCGACGAGGAGGAGGUGUGUGAAUGUGAUGCUUGCGGGGUUGAUGAAGAUGACGGCUACUGUGAAGAAGAAGAGGCUAAAUUCGAUAGAGGCUCGUUUUCGAGAAUGCUUCGGAGGGUAUCGUUAGGCGAAGCUAGAUUGUACGCUCAGAUGUCACACUUGGGGAACUUGGCUUACGAUAUACCUAGAAUCAAGCCAGGGAAACUCUUGAAACAUCAUGGUCUGCGCUUUGUAACUUCAUCGAUAGAGAAGAAGGAAUUGGCAGUGGCAGCAACAGCUGAAAAGGAUCCCCAGAAAGUUGGAUCUUCAAUAGAGAAGAAGGAAUUUGCAGCAAUUGCUGAAAAGGAUCCCCAGAAAGUUGGAUCUUCAACAGAGAAGAAGGAAUUUGCAGCAAUUGCUGAAAAGGAUCCCCAGAAAGUUGAAACUGAUGAGAAGGUAGAAGAAAAAGAAGAAACAAAGGAUCCAAAGAAUGCUGGAUACAAGAUAAGUGCAACUGCUGCUUAUAAUAUUGCUGCCUCUGCUGCCACUUAUCUGCAUUCUCAGACUAGUAGCAUAUUUCCAUUCAAAUCCUCAAAUGCUGUGACUGGUGAAGGUUCACUUGAAGGAAGCAAUGAAAGCCUUGACACUGUUAACAUGCUAAACACAGAGGUGGCAUCUUUGAUGGCAACUACUGAUUCAGUGACAGCAGUGGUUGCAGCAAAGGAGGAAGUAAAGCAGGCUGUUGCAGAUGAUCUGAACUCUGCACAUUCAACACCCUGUGAAUGGUUUGUCUGUGAUGAUGACCAGAGUGCUACAAGGUUUUUCGUUAUUCAGGGUUCUGAGACGUUGGCUUCAUGGCAAGCAAACCUACUCUUUGAGCCAAUUAAAUUUGAGGGUUUAGAUGUACUUGUGCACAGAGGUAUAUAUGAGGCUGCUAAAGGGAUAUAUCAACAGAUGUUGCCAGAAGUACGUGCUCACCUAAAAUCUCGAGGUUCUCGUGCAACUUUUCGUUUCACAGGCCAUUCUCUUGGUGGAAGCUUGGCAUUACUUGUGAAUCUCAUGCUAUUGAUAAGGAAUGAAGUGCCGGUCUCCUCUCUACUUCCUGUGAUAACAUUUGGUUCCCCAUCCAUCAUGUGUGGAGGUGAUAGUCUGCUAAAAAAAUUAGGUUUGCCUAGGAGCCAUGUUCAAGCAAUCACAAUGCACAGAGACAUAGUACCACGAGCAUUUUCUUGCAAUUACCCUAAUCAUGUUGCAGAACUAUUGAAGGCUGUCAAUGGGAACUUCCGUAGUCAUCCUUGUCUCAAUAAACAGAAGCUACUAUAUGCACCAAUGGGUAAUCUGCUGAUUCUGCAGCCAGAUGAGAAAUUUUCACCAAGCCAUCAUCUCCUACCAUCUGGCAGUGGUCUAUAUCUUUUGUGUUGUCCAUUAUCAGAAUCCGAUGACACAGAGAAGCGGCUCCGAGCUGCUCAGAUGGUCUUCUUAAACUCACCUCAUCCACUUGAGAUAUUAAGUGACCGAUCUGCUUAUGGAUCUGGAGGAAGUAUACAACGAGAUCAUGACAUGAACUCUUACUUAAAGUCUUUGAGAACUGUGAUUCGCAAAGAACUUAACCAGAUCCGUAAAGCUAAGAGGGAGCAACGGCGUAAGGUGUGGUGGCCUCUUCUGUUAUCUCGUGGAGCUGAUACCAGCAUUGUUGCUGGGAGGUCCAUGAUAUCAAUCAAUGUGGGUCAACGCCAGUCACCCUUCUCCAGCGUGAUACAAACAGGGAGAGAGUCCCUGAAAAGGUUCAGUAGGAUUGUUACAUCCCAACAUAUGCAUUUGUUUGUGUUGCUUUUGUUCCCUGCUCGGUUGUUGCUCUUGGGAACAUAUAGCGUAAUUAACCUCAAAUGAAUUUAUAAGAUGAUUCAUUAUUAAGCAUGGGGGACACAAUUGUAUAGGGCGAGGGCACAUGCUUUGUAGGACAUUACACAUUUAGACGAUUCUUUAUUCAUUGAUUUCAAAAUUGAAAUAUUGCGUUCUUACGAGUC